GCGGCUCCGGGGCGGCGCGGUGGCGCACUGUGCGCGCCGAGCAGGCGGAGGGCUAGCGCCGGCGGCGGCGGCGGCAGCGAGGCCAGUGCAAGCAAGCAGCGGCUCGAUCUCAGCCCUAUAGUCCUGGCGGCCUUGGUGGCGGGGACCCUCCGCUCUCCUCUCGGUCCCUCGCUUCCCGCCUGGGGAAGGCGCGGCGGCCGUCCCGGAAGAGGCAGCUCAAAGACGGUCUAGCCGGACCCCUGAGACAGGGUAGCGUGUCUCGUGGAGUUGGUGGGCGCGAGGCAGAUCCCCAGGCGCGCAGGAGCCCGCCACUGUCGCGCCCGUUCCUAGCCUCAGCGAUGAGGGAGCUGCAGGGGCUGCGCGAACUUUGAAGGCAGCGAGUCCCAGGGUUUGAGGGCACCCAGCUUCCGGGGACCCCGGCGUCCCGGCCCGGACGCCAGCAGCGGAAGCGUCCUCAAACCCGCCGGGCACGACGAGGCCGAGAGGAAGUUCUUCGCAACUUCGCCCGAGACAUCGGAGAGCCUGCCGCGGAGGGCGAGGGGCCAGUCCGAGCCCAGAGACUCAGAAAGCGGAGAGAGGACCGAUCUGGCGAAGACCGAGGGGUCGAAGAGGAACCCUCGAGGCAGCGAGGCCGCGGGACCAGCCUGGCAGCGCGUCGGCCUCGCUGCCACCCAGGAACGGCCGAGGCCCGUGCGUUCCUGCGGCCUCCCCCGAGCCGCGGCGAUCCGGGCCGGGGGCUCCUAGCCCUCCCGGAGGUGGGCCCCUACGCUAUGCCCCCGAAGCCGCGCGCGCCUGGGCCGCAGCCACCCCGGGCCGGGCCGGGCCCCGCCGUCUGAGAGCCAGCCGGGGAGGGAGGCGAGGCAGAGUUGGGCGCCAGCUCCCAGGCGGACUGCGCUAGCGCGGGUUCCCGCCUGGGCGCGCAGCUCUCGGCGACCUCCGGCAGUGUUUUCGGAGUCCAGCUCGCACAGUGCCCGGCCUGGUGGUGCGGCUCCUUCGCCGCCCUGGGCAGCCCCUUGGCGCCGGGAGGCGGCGGCGUGGGCCGGCCUACAGUCUGGAGCGCCCCGAUGGAAAUACACUGUAAGCACGACCCGUUUGCAUCCAUGCAUAGACAUGGAGGAGUGAAUCAGCUUGGGGGGGUUUUUGUGAAUGGACGGCCACUCCCGGAUGUAGUCCGCCAAAGGAUAGUGGAACUUGCUCAUCAAGGUGUCAGGCCCUGCGACAUCUCCAGGCAGCUUCGGGUCAGCCAUGGUUGUGUCAGCAAGAUUCUUGGCAGGUAUUACGAGACAGGAAGCAUUAAGCCUGGGGUAAUCGGAGGAUCCAAACCAAAGGUUGCCACGCCCAAAGUGGUGGAGAAGAUCGCUGAGUAUAAACGCCAAAACCCCACCAUGUUCGCCUGGGAGAUCAGGGACCGGCUGCUGGCGGAGCGAGUGUGUGACAAUGACACCGUGCCCAGCGUCAGUUCCAUCAACAGGAUCAUCCGGACAAAAGUACAGCAGCCACCCAAUCAGCCGGUCCCAGCUUCCAGUCACAGCAUAGUGUCCACAGGCUCCGUGACGCAGGUGUCGACGGUGAGCACGGACGCGGCUGGCUCGUCCUACUCCAUCAGCGGCAUCCUGGGUAUCACGUCGCCCAGCGCCGACACCAACAAGCGCAAGAGAGACGAAGGUAUUCAGGAGUCUCCAGUGCCAAACGGUCACUCGCUCCCGGGCAGAGACUUCCUGCGGAAGCAGAUGCGGGGCGACCUGUUCACGCAGCAGCAGCUGGAGGUGCUGGACCGUGUGUUCGAGAGGCAGCACUACUCCGACAUCUUCACCACCACGGAGCCCAUCAAGCCCGAGCAGACCACUGAGUACUCAGCCAUGGCCUCGCUGGCUGGAGGUCUGGACGACAUGAAGGCCAACCUGACCAGCCCCACCCCUGCUGACCUCGGGAGCAGCGUGCCUGGCCCACAGUCCUACCCCAUCGUGACAGGCCGUGACUUGGCGAGCACGACCCUCCCCGGGUACCCUCCGCACGUCCCCCCCGCCGGACAGGGCAGCUACUCAGCGCCGACGCUGACAGGGAUGGUGCCUGGGAGUGAGUUUUCCGGGAGUCCCUACAGCCACCCUCAGUAUUCCUCGUACAAUGACUCCUGGAGGUUCCCCAAUCCAGGGCUGCUCGGCUCCCCGUACUAUUACAGCGCCGCUGCCCGAGGAGCCGCCCCACCCGCAGCCGCCACCGCCUACGACCGUCACUGACCCGUGGAGCCCGGCGGGCGCCGAGCACUUCCGUCACAUAUCAUUGAGGGCCAGAGCCUCCCAGCCCCCACCCAAGACAACCAGAGGGGCCCAACAAGACCGUCCCCCCAUAGCAACCUCCUCGCCAUGACUCCCUCCCGCCCCUGCCCCUGCCAGGGACUCCCAGGUUCCCUGGCAGGGACAGUGGGACUCUGGGACACUUGUCUGUUUCCGUGAGCUUCUCCCAGUGGUGACUGGGUCUCUGCAAACCAACAGACUAUUCUAGGGACAGCUGCAGCCCAGCCCCCUCCCCUGCCGUCGACCGUCUGUCCGUCCGUCCCACGGCCUAGGCAGACAGUAGAGCUUGCUGUUGCCGCCUCGCCGGCCCCCAGGUACACACCUUCCUGCUCUGCUGUGGCCCCACCCAUUACACGUCCUGUGCUGCGGACGCCUCUGCCUUGGCUGCCCCGGUCAGAGACUGCCUUGGCCCAGCUCAGGGCCCAGCCUCCUGCUCACCUCUCCUUCCCUACGCCCUGAUUUGGAGUCUCCUGGGGCUGGUUGUACUGCAGGCCUCCCCUGAGAGUCAUCUCCCAGGGGUGAUGCCCUGGCUUCUGCCUCCUUCCCCCGGGGCCAGGGCAGUGCAAGCCACUGCUUUCCAGAUCAGAGGACUCGAAGAGCCUGUCUGGGAGAGUCCUCCACUGCUGACCUAGAGCCAGGUGGCAUCGAGUGCUGGUGGCAGGGGGACUUGGAAUGUCAGGGCUGGACGGGACACGGGAGAUCACUGCUCUGGGCUGUGGCACCUGGGGGUGGAGGUGACGGAGGCGCUCCUGACGCCCGGAGAGCCCUGAACCAAACUGAGGUGCGCCCAGGUUCAGAUCACUUCGGAUACCACCGUGGACACAUCACCCACCCUCCAGGACCCCAGCGAGUGGCUUCCGGCCCAGCAGCACAGACCGUGGUCAACAAGGAGGACUUUUCCUGUGCCGAGGGCCACAAGAACCUACUACCACCAGCCAGAACUUCUGAGCUUGGCCUGUGGCUGGGUGCAGAGGUGCUGCAGUGGGAGCCAAUGCCUUGUUUCGCACAGUGUGUGCCCAACCGUUGAUCCAAGGAGCGGUGACGCGCAGGGUCACGGCUGAGCGUGGGGUGGGGUGGCCAGAGGAAGCCAUCUGGGGAAACGGGGAGGGAGGAAGCCCUCCCUGGGGGGAAGGGCAGGGCGAGCAGGGAGGAAUGGGUGUGAGACGGGGAGCAGAGGUACUCGGCGCCACCAUGUCUUCUCUGGGGGACUCCACUCCUUGCCAUCUCUCUUGCCAACUUGGAACAGCCCACAGCAGCGUCCUGGCAAAGCUGGGCCAGAGCGCAGCAGCAGCAGCAGCAGGCUGGCUCUUCCCCUGUGGCAGUGCCCCCAGUGUCUGCCUGUCACUAGGUGGACAGAGAGGUGCGGCGGAGACGGCACAGCCUGGGAGGCCUGGCCUCACCUCUGCUUCGCCGUGGGGCCUCAGAGCCCCCUUCACCUCUCUGAGCCUCGGCCGCCUAGGGAUAGCAGUCACCUGACCACUGCCUCCGUCUCAUCUUUCCUCCCAGAGAGCUGAAGCUGUGACCCGGCUCCUGGGCGACUGUGGGGUCGGGGUGGGGCCGCGUCCUCUAGUACCUGGACCAAGUGGGAAGUGACAUUCAGAGGCAUGGGGAGAACCAGAAGGGUCUUGGCAACGACCUAGUCUGGCUCCCCUCGGGGGGAAACUGAGGUUCAGCCAGAGGAAGCCUGGGCCGUGCAGGGGACCAAGCACGUCUCCUCUGGCCAGCACCAUGUGUUUUGUCCAUCAGCACCCUCACAGGGUGGUGGGGCACAGGCUGAACAAGAUGGGGUUCCCAAGCAGAGACUGGCGGGGUGGGCUGGGACUCGGGGCCCCUGCCCUUGGCGCAGGCUGAGCUCCUCAUCACCCCAACCCUGGGAGAGAAGUUCACCCUAAGAGCCGCAGGAGGUGACCGCCAGCAGCUGUGGGGCCCUCGAGCUCACAGAAGGCACACCUACCCCUGGAACCUGCUAGGCAAGGAGAGGAGGUAGCUGAGACCAUGCCCACCUGCAGGAGCCAGGAGGCCUGGGUGAGGUGGGAGAAGAUCGCUCCCUGGCUCCUCCCUUUGGCAGGAAGUGGCGGGCUUGGGGUCUUCAGUAAGAGCCUUUUGGGCCUCUGCCUCUCCGCUGGGCCCCUGUGUGAGGUGCACCCACAUCUUUGGAUCUGGGGUCCUCCUGUUGAUUUCAGGCUGGUGGGAAGUCAGCCCCCCCCCCCCCCCCCCCCCCGGCAGCAGCCUAUGCCGCACGCCCGCCCUCCUUGCAAAGCCCACCUGGCCCCACCGCGGCCUCCUCUCCCUCUCCUGUUUCCUCCUGGCCUCCCUCACCCGAGGCCUUGCCGGUCCUCAGAUGGAAUUGGUGAUUAGCAGACGAGCACUCGGCGCCCGGGCUGCCAGGCAGAAGCACAAGCGCACAGGAUGCACACGGACCUUCUCUCUCCCACACACCUGCUCGCACCAGCGGGGGCUUGGGAAGGAGGGCUCCACAGGACGCCAGCCGCCGAGUAGAUGCCAGAGAAUUCAGGAUGGGACACAGCAGCCCGGGGCUUCACCAGCAUCGCCGCAGGAGGCCUGGGGCGUUCAUUGCCCCCCGGGCCUUCAGCCCGUGUUCCAGCUCUGACUUUUGGAAAAAGGACAUUGUGGAUUUUGUGAAAAUUUUUCAUACCAUUUGUCUAGCUCCAUCUAGGAAAAUCUGGUGACAUAUCAAACCCAACGCCCUGUUCCCAAGUGCCCUAGUUAGGAGCAGCGCUUUCAUAACUGACAUCGGACGGUGCUUUGCGACCCCCAGCCACUCGAUGGGGCAAAGGUCACAUCCACUUUCUGGAUGGGGAAGCCAAGCUUUGGGGCUCACAUGGGAAGACAGAGGAGAAGUGAGUUUGCAGAUAUCCGGGCCCCCUUCUCUCGCCAGAGUUUGGGGGGUGUAUGGCUUAAAGAUGCUUACCCGCCAGGCCCGCAGUGAGGAAAGACCAGGAGCUGGAAGCAGGGCCAGGGUUGGUGGCUUUGCGGCCCCAGUGUGAGUCCCAGUAACGCUGACAGCGGCCGCGUCUUUGCGCAGGUUCACAGCGACUCUUCCGAGGCUUCGUCCAGACUUCUCUGUUACACGCUGAGGCUCAGCGGGGAUUGGCGCCUGUCCAGGGCCACACCACGACCUGCAGCAGGGCGUGGACGUGGGCUUCCUCGGACUUCCAAGGACCAGGCUCAAGAGCUCACUCUCUUUUUUUCACUUUGCCCACUUAGGAAGAGACCCGGCCUGGCUGUGACCAAAGGCAGGAGUGGCCACGCCAGGGCCAUUGGGUGCCAGGAGGCCUGGCAAACACAGUCUGAAGAGUCCUGCAUCAACUGCUUCCCAGGCCAGUUGGGUGGCAGAACCUCACACCACCAGACAGGGCGCACGCCACAUGGUGUGGUGGAGCUGAGACACCCAGGAGGGCGCUUGCUGCACUGCAUAGCAUUCAAAUGUGGAAAUGUUUAAAGCACUGGUAGCCAGAGCUGACCCAUUGCCUGCCAGCUUGUCACCUCCAGUCUCUGUCCAAUGCCCGUUGCUGCUUCACACCCCGUUAUUCUGCAUUGCAGGUCAGGAGGAGGUGGAGGUGCAGAUGGGCUUCAGGGUAUGGCACAACCAGGCCAACCCUGGGCUCUGCCACCUCCCCAGGCCUCAGCCAGGCUCUUGCAUACGGUGAGAACUCUGAAGGCGGGGGCCGGUGGUGGGAACCCAGCAACUGCUGGGGGCCUUUCCUGGAUAGGGGACGAGCCUUGGAUGAGGCUACAGGACACAAGGGAGAAAGCCCUCUAUGAGAAGCAGACCCCAGAUCGCCUGCACUGCCUUUAGCAGCCACCCCCGGCCUCCAGAUGGCAUUUCAGCUGUAACAGCUCUAAGCCCUGGGGAGCAAAUCUUCAAAACAAACCAAGCACUCCCAACAGACAGCUGGCAGCAAGCUGUGUUUGAGACGCUGCUUCCCAAGAGGGUAGAGAAAGCACCGAGCCCCUGGAUAGUCCAGGUCCAGGUUAGACAAGGUGGAUCCGUGGGAGCCUGCACUCACUGAGACCAGCUCCACAGCCUUGGCCUCGUCACCCAUCUGGAGCCCACCUCUGACAGACUGCAGGCAUGCACAGCCGCACUCCUGGUUAAAUUUACUCCUUUAGCUCUUUGUGACCUCGGAGAGGUUUCAGGCUAGGUAACAAGGUAGUCACUGGGAAAGUUGGACAGGCCGCGACUCCUGGCAGCCACUGCAGCCCAUUGUCCCCAAGCCCAGGAUUCCCUCUUGCAUAUUAAUGAGGGAGCCACAGUGCUGAUGGGCACUUCCCACUGUCAGCCAGGUCCCCAAGGGCCGCGGCAGCAGAGAACUGCUGGUGAGUGCUGCCUGGCUGGGGAGCGGGUACCAGGUCUUGCAUUCAUUGUCUGCUGACUUCUCAGCGCCCAAGCCCAGUUCCUGGAAAGAAGUGGACCUCAGAACCAACCACAUCACUGCCAUUCAGGAUUUCAGCCCAGAGGGGCCUGUGUAGCUGAUGUCCCAGUCACAGUGAGCUGGACCGUGUCUGUAAUUAGUCAACACGGUCUUCCUCCUUCCCCAAGCAGCCCCAGGAGAAAACUCAGCUGCACAUCUGCUUAGUGGGCGCAUCACAGUGAAUUCUGAAAGAGACUUGGCCUCAGGAAGUGCCUUUGGCAGGUGACAGGAGACACAGGGGGCAGGAACCCGCCCUCCAGCUUUGGACAGCUCUGGGCCUGAUUUGGGGGGGGGGCGGGGGCAGGGGCUCGGCAGUUCUGUGCCCCCUCUCUGACUCUGGGGUCCAUGGGAGAGGCCACUCUGCAGCCUCACUUGCUGUAACCCUGAUCCACCUGUCACUGGUGGUGGUGGCCGCUGGGUGCCCCUGCCCAGUCCCCCAAAUUGCCAUGCUCCUGGUCACGUCCCUCGUUUUCUCCAAAAGCACCAUUAAGAACGGAUGAUUUGGGUGAUGGGCUUUUGAUUUACAAACGGUGCAUUUCCCUUGGAGUGGAACAGAAAGGAAACCGCUUGAUGGCUCCCUUAUUUUCAAGCAUGAAUACAUUUUAAUGAAACUAUUUUAUUGUAUUUGAGGAAACAGAGAGUUGAGCAUUCCAACCAAUCAAUAGCCAAUUAAUUGCUAUAAAGCUAAAAAGAAAAUAAAUCCUGAGUCUCUGUUAAACACCCUGCAAAGCUCGGAGCCUCAGACUCUGCCUUCCCUCCCCCUGCCGUGUGCACAGGAGCCCGCGUGGGUGCGCGUACCCACACCUGAGAUGUACUUGAAGCUCAGAAAAAGCACGGGGCCCCUGCCAGUUUCUGCCUGCUCUCCUUGCCUCUGGUCACAGAGGGGGAGCAGACCUGGUAGCGGCCCGCCACGGGGCUCAGGAAGGGGCAGACUGGGCCCGGCCCCAGCCGCCAGCACAGUGGCUAGUAGCAGGCAGUGAGGGCCUGGCCUUGCCAGGGCCCCUUAGUCGCAGCAGCGGGGCCUCCACGCGUGGGCUGAGGGUGGCAUUCUGACUGCAUUCACCCUGACUCCUGCUGGAAGACGCUACCCUGGUUUUUCACCCUCGAGUGGCCUUUGGACGUUGAGUAGAAGAGCAGAUUGCAUUGCCAGUGGAGCUCCUUACCAGGAAAACAUGGAUUUUGCUUCUCAUCCUUUGAGGCAAUUGACAUUGUCUUAGGGACUGAAUUUCCAGCAUCAAAGAAAUACAUAUCUACUGUAUCCGCCAAAGUUUGUGAUGCCUGCAUAGACGCUUACUUGUUAAAAAAAAAAAAAAAUACAAAACCCAACAAAAAAACCCACAAUUGAAUUGCCUUUGAAAGUGGGAGAUAAUCGGUCUCCAACAGAUUGAAAAAAAAUGCUUCUUAAAAAUGUGUAUGUUUUGUAUUCUUUUUUUCUAGUAGAAAAUAACUGACUUGAAAUAUUGGUGGUUUUUUUUUUCUUAGUGCCGUGUGUUGCUUUUGUGUGUGAUACUAUUUGAAUGUAAUUACAGCAGUGCCAAUUUGCCAAAGAUGUUGGACAUAUUUUUCUUUGGUUGGGAGGUGGGCAGGGGGCUGGGGGUGGGACUUGGGGAGAAGAACAAGGGGGGGAUUUGGUUUAAUUUUUAAAAAAAAUUUUUCUCGUCAAACCUGGAGUUUGUGGUUUUGUUUUAAGUUAAAUGAUUGACUGCAACACCUUUAUUUUAGAUUAGUCGGAGAAACAUGCAAUAAGAUUGGCGUAGUUUCAAUAUCUGUGUGUCUUUUCAUGAGUGACUGUUACUUGUGAAGAAUUGGUUUUAUGUAAACUUUAUGUGAGAUAAUUAUUUGUAAAUAUUUGCCAUAAUUUUAUUGGUUCCUAAAAUAAAAGUAAUUUUUUAAGUUC
This is a messenger RNA of Oryctolagus cuniculus (rabbit), 8627 nucleotides long. RefSeq names its product paired box 5 (gene PAX5). Lineage: Eukaryota; Metazoa; Chordata; Mammalia; Lagomorpha; Leporidae. Gene Ontology annotation, molecular function: RNA polymerase II cis-regulatory region sequence-specific DNA binding; DNA-binding transcription factor activity, RNA polymerase II-specific. Gene Ontology annotation, biological process: regulation of transcription by RNA polymerase II; anatomical structure development. The record is from RefSeq and is a predicted model, not a curated record.